Molecule: messenger RNA, 1522 nt
Organism: Olea europaea var. sylvestris
Lineage: Eukaryota; Viridiplantae; Streptophyta; Magnoliopsida; Lamiales; Oleaceae
Product: trihelix transcription factor ASIL2-like
Exons: 2
Coding region: 75-1226 (383 amino acids)
Cellular component (GO): nucleus
Molecular function (GO): transcription cis-regulatory region binding
Source: RefSeq, a predicted model, not a curated record
CGUUUAAAUUUGUCAAAGCCCAAAUUUUUUUUUUAAAAAAUACCGUUCGUCGGCGCGCCUACCGAGUGUCCCACAUGUCACGUUCCUCCACCGCUUCGCCGCCGCUCUCCACCACCACCUCCCCCAACCGUUCACCGUUUCUCCACCACUCCACCGAUUCCAUGACCGACGACGAUAACGACGGAGUGCCUCCAUCUCCUCUUCCGCCAGUCACUACCAAAACCGAGUCUCCACCGGAGGCUCCGAAAUCAGAGUGUCCCACCUCUGCCCGGACCCCGUCGUUCCCCGUCCGGGAGGAUUGCUGGUCGGAGGAGGCAACCCAGACGCUGAUUGAGGCAUGGGGGUCUCACUACCUGGAGCUUAACCGUGGUAACCUCCGGCAGAAGCACUGGCAAGAGGUAGCCGAUGCCGUCAACGCCCUCCACGCCCACACGAAGAAGCUCCACCGCACCGACGUUCAGUGUAAGAAUCGCGUUGACACCGUCAAGAAGAAGUACAAGAUCGAGAAGACUAAGGUAGUUCAAUCCAAAGGCCAGUACGCCUCCACGUGGCCUCACUUCGACAGCCUCGAUUCCCUCAUCGGUGAUACCUUCUCGAAGGCUAAUAGCAUCCCCAGCAAUGUUCAUAAGAAAAAACUUCGUCGGAGAGUUUCUCUAUCGCCAGAAGUUUCUCCCUCGCCACCGCCGACGAACACUACAAUGACCCAGUACCGGAAAAGUUCGACAGAUUCGAUUAGUCCUCUACCGAAGGUUCCAUGGUCGGUGCCAGUGGGGCCGAGGUCAAAAAGGCCAGGGAAUGGGAAUUUGACCGAGAGGAACUUCUCUGUAAUGGCUGCGGCAGCUGCAGCAGUUGAGGCCAAUGAAGAGGAGGAAGAGGACGAGAAUGAGAAUGAAACAUGGCUCGGGCAGCUGCCGCCCGUGGCAGGGAGGAAAAGGAGGAGACCGAUUGAGGAGGGGGAUGGGUCGGUAGGCGAGGGGUAUAGGAGGUUAGCCAAGGCCAUAACAAGGUUAGGGGAGAUAUACGAGAAAGUGGAGGUUGCCAAGCAGCAGCAGAUGGUGGAUUUGGAGAAGCAAAGAAUGCAGUUUGCCAAGGAUUUGGAGAUUCAAAGAAUGAAACUUUUCAUGGACUCUCAGGUCCCGGUCCAGAAACUAAAGCGCUUGAAGAACAAUUCACGAAAUCGUACAGUCUGGCAAGAGCCGAUUGAUCAUUUUGGAGAUUACCACUAGAUUUCUGUUAGCUCGGAAUAUACAUACGGGUCUGGUUACUUUAUAUUAUCAUCAAAGAUACUUUGGCUUGAAGCUUGGCUGAUCUAGUUCUAUUCUGGAACGAACAUGUUGUCUAGUAUAGUUUCUCUAUCGGGCUUUCUUGAUGCAAUGAAUCAUUAAUUUAAUUAGUUGUAAAUCUUUGCUAAUACUUUUGGUUCCAUCCUCUUUGUUGUUGUCUUUAAACUUCAUAACUGUCCCGAGUUUUUAAAUGCUUGCGAGUUUUUAUCACGGGCUGAAGAUAAGUUUUCUUCUUCGAA